This is a messenger RNA of Hemiscyllium ocellatum (epaulette shark), 3126 nucleotides long. RefSeq names its product signal-regulatory protein gamma-like. Gene Ontology annotation, cellular component: external side of plasma membrane. The transcript has 6 exons. Bases 43 to 1071 code for a protein of 342 amino acids. Gene Ontology annotation, biological process: T cell costimulation; cellular response to lipopolysaccharide; positive regulation of T cell proliferation. The record is from RefSeq and is a predicted model, not a curated record. Lineage: Eukaryota; Metazoa; Chordata; Chondrichthyes; Orectolobiformes; Hemiscylliidae.
UCAGAUCCCUUUUGGGAAACAGCCUGGCCCCUGGUUUGGAACAUGAGCAGCCGGUUGCCCGUUCCCUGUGGGCUCGCUAUCGUCCUGACCGUUCUCUGUGAAGUCUCUGGGAAUUCCAAGUUCAGCGUGGGUCAGUAUCCGGAAAUUCUGAACGCCACAGUCGGUUCCAACGCAACUUUCUACUGCAGUUUCCCGUUUGCUCGGGAUGUUUCCACGGUCCAGGUGAACUGGUGGAGGGACGGGGAGCGGGGCUUUCUCCUGAGAAGCAGCGAUUCCAGGUAUCACUUCGAAAUCCGGAAUAAAGCCAGCGCCGCCUUUCACCUUCUGCAUGUGGAUGUGUCCGAUACCGGGCUCUAUUACUGCCGCGUUAGCAACCAGGGCAAAGCGGGGCAAGGCAGCGGCUCCCGGCUCCUGGUCACCGCCCCCCCGAAUUCUCCGCAGAUUGCCGCCACGCUGCUCGGGAGAGGCUCCGGGAUCUUCCUCAGACUUACCUGUCUCUCUGGGGCCUUUCACUCGGACCAGCUGAGUGUCCGAUGGUUUGUGAACGGCAGCGAGGUGCUGAGCGGGAUCCGCAGCCAGGUCGAGCCGAGGCCGGGCCAAGGGUUCGAGGCUUCCAGUUCCCUGGAAGAGAGGCGGCCGGUCCGCAAUGGGACGCUUUACAGCUGCCGGCUGUCGUACAGUGGGAAGCAAGUGGAGGUCCGGUACACCUACAUCUCCGGGGCUGAAGCUUUUGCAGAGCCAGACUCAGGUGUUCUGCCUUGGUGGAUCUAUAUCGCUGUCGGGAGUGGGGUUUUCCUCCUGCUGCUUCUGAUUAUUACAAUAAUACGUUGUAAAUUCUGCAGAGGCAGAAGACGAAAAAGAGAACACAGAUGUGUUCAGCAUAUGCAGAAACCAACUAAUUUCACAAUGGCAUAUACAGCUAUGGAUUCCAGUGGCCCUUCAACAGGUACAAAGCACCAGUACGUGGAAAAGAAAACAGCUCGUCCCCACGUCCCACCAAGAAACCCACAGAGAGACAACAAACUUAUUUAUGCCUCACCACAACUCAGAAAGCAACAGGGCAGAAAAUGAACCACACUGUGCAGUGAGCACACAUGCAGCACAGCAGUUACUAGCAAGAAAUUGGUUCUCCAAUCUUAGCUCGACAUGAAUGAACAUGCCAAUGCAACAGCAUCUUUUAAUUAAAAUGAUAAUAUUGUCAGUAAGUUUUAUUUUACUUUGUCCCCUCAAGAAUGUUGCUAAGAACUUUUGUGUUAUAAAUAUAACAAAUGAUAUGACAAUAACUGAUGUUAGUGACAGUAGCCUCAUUAAUAUGAGGCAACCGUUGGCUGAGUGCAGUGCUUGGUAAAGGAAUUGUGUAGUCUUCAUAAAUUAAAACCAAAAGCUGAAAUUGGAUUUGAAAAUUACAACAAAAAUAUCCAAUUCUCUCUCCAACCCCUCCCCUAUCCCAACAUCCUUACCUUGAACAGCACAAAGUACAUCAGCAAACACAUCAUGCACAGCACUUUCCUGUGAUCAUUUGACAAUUCUGCUGUUCUUGUUUGAUAGUGCAGGAUUGAUAGAAAGCCCCACCGAGUCAGUGUUAUAAUAUUUCAGGGAAAUAAUUUGUGAGGGCACACCUGAGAUUUUUCAAACAAUAAAAAGGGACAAUGAUGAUGUGUAUAGGAAGGCAGUUUAUGCAGAGCCAGCUGAGAAGGACAUAAAAUAAAUAAUGUUAUCAGCGAAAUAUAACACACAGAUUUUACGUGAAAAGAAAGUUUGGGAGAAGAUUUGUAGCUCGGGUGCUUGUUGUUGUGAUUCUGUUCGCCGAGCUGGGAAUUUGUGUUGCAGACGUUUUGUCCCCUGUCUAGGUGACAUCCUCAGUGCUUGGGAGCCUCCUGUGAAGCGCUUCUGUGAUCUUUCCUCUGGCAUUUGUAGUGGUUAGAAUCUGCCACUUCCGGUUGUCAGUUCCAGGUGUCCGCUGCAGUGGUCGGUAUAUUGGGUCCAGGUCAAUGUGCUUAUUGAUUGAAUCUGUGGAUGAUCUGUGGAAAAGCGCAGCAAGUCAGGCACCAUCCAAGGAGCAGGAGAAUUGACGUUUCGGGCAUGAGCCCUUCUCCUGCUCCUUGGAUGCUGCCUGACCUGCUGCGCUUUUCCAGCAACACAUUUUCAGCUCUGAUCUCCAGUAUCUGCAGUCCUCACUUUCUCUCUGAAUGGAACUCAGCAAUACAUCCGUUCAACAGUUCACAGUAAUUUCCAUCAUUCCAUCCCAGAUGCAUUCAACUAAAACUUCCUUUGACAUUACCUUAAGACAUUGGAAUGUAUUCCGCAUACUGCUUGCUAUAUUUCCAGAGUUAACCAUAUAUUACUUGGUUUCUCACAGAAUUGUAUAAAUAGGGGAAAUUGGCCAUUCAUGCCAUUGUACCUGUGCUAGCCCUUUGAAGCAGUUAUUGAAUUAUUCACACUCCUUUCAUACUCGAACCUAUAUCUUAGAUUUUAUUUGUAUGCAAACAUUAGUAUAUUUUAACCUCGCCGAUUUUAUUGUGUAGAACUAAUUUACUUUCUGUCCAGUUUCCUCCAUUCAUCAGCAUUGCAUAUUUUCUACUACCAGACCACUUUCCAAAGUAGUUGAGGCACUUACCAUUAAUUUCAAGAACAUUGUUUUCCGUGGACCUGGGUAAAACUAUAGCUUGAGAUGCUACAUAUCUCAGAUCAUCCGACAGUUCCCACUAAUGCGCAGACAACAUCAAUUCAUUGUGGAUGCUCCAAUGGAGAUGAUUUCCAAGGACAUCUCACUUGAUGGCGUUGAUUGACAUGAAUUGGUGGAAGAACCCUGACUACAGAAAGAAAUGGGGAUUAUUGGGCAAUAGACAAAGCAGCAGUUUUUUGUUUUGAUGUUUUAAUAAUUAAACUAGUUUAUCCCACAGGAUCCCAGUCAGUUGGGGCAGAAGUUACAACAGCACAUAGCUUUUUUUAAAAUAAAAAAAAUUUCUGUUGUUUGAUCUGAAAAUUGAGAUUACCAAUGGUUAAAACAUUCAAGAUGAGAGAUUAAAGUCAGUGGUUUUGAUCAUUGUUCGGUAUGCCCUGUGCACUGGUUGUGUGUAGAGUUUAAAAGAUGUUUAUCUCUGCAUUGUAAGUUCUCUCGGCAAA